AGCAACGUUGCUUUCGCUGUACUUCAAAUGGCUGAGAAGCAAUCUCAGAGACAGAAGAAUCACAGAAACACAGAGAAACAAACAAAGAGAGAGAAAAGAAAGGAAGAGAAAAGAAGGGAGAUAGAGAGAGAGAUUGACCGCCAUUGAAGCACCUCUUACAAUAAUCACAUAACAAACUCAACAAAAACUUUUCCAUGAACACAUUCCCCAAUACUCAUUCCCAUUUUUUUCAAUUCCACCAUUUCCUUAACUGAAUGCUUAGCUUCAAAGCCAUCACGCCUCAAAACUCGUCAAAUUAGUCAACUCUGAACGUCCAUUUGACCUAGAAUUCGACGCUUUUUACAGUGUUUUGAUUCGGUUUUCUUAGCUCAAUGGAGCAAGCCACAGGAGUGCUGCGUGGAUCCACUCACGACGACGUCGUAUUAGAGUCAAUUCAAUUCAACGAAGAAAUCCGGGGAAUCAUGGCGCCCGCGCCAGCGCCGGAAAACGCCAGCUCAUUCACCGCGCUGCUCGAGCUACCGCCGACGCAGGCCGUUGAGCUCCUCCAUUCUCCUGAUUGCCCGGCCGCCGAUCGGGAACCGCCGUGCCAUGUUAGCACCAACCAAAAACCCUACCUUCUUUGCUCCUACGGCGGCAAUUUGACCUUCCCUUCCAACGCCGCGCUGAUAGAACGCGCCGCCAAGUUCUCAGUCUUCGCUGGCGAGAACUCGCCGCCGGAGGAUGCGGCGCGCCUGGCUCCAGUAGCUGUAUCCGGCGUGGUGAAGAAUGAGCCGCAGGAAACCGACUCGAACCCCAGCUCCACGCAGGGUUGCGUUUCGGAUCCCGCUGUUGAUACCAAGAAUCAGAAGACCGCGAAGAGGAAGGAGCGAGAGAAGAAGGUAACGCUAAGUUCCCCCAAUUUUGCAGCCACUUCGGGUGAAAAGCUUCCAUAUGUUCACGUUCGAGUUCGUCGAGGUCAAGCCACGGAUAGCCAUAGCUUAGCAGAAAGGGCAAGGAGAGAGAAGAUAAACGCUCGGAUGAAGCUUUUGCAGGAGCUGGUCCCCGGUUGCAACAAGAUAUCAGGAACGGCCUUGGUUCUGGAUGAAAUUAUCAACCACGUGCAAUCUCUACAGCGUCAAGUGGAGUUCUUAUCAAUGAAAUUAGCAGCCGUUAAUCCAAGAAUUGAUUUCAGCCUGGAUAGCUUGCUGGCUACUGAUGGGUCAUCUGUAAUGGACAGCAACUUAACUAGCAUGGCUUCACCUGUUAUGUGGCCAGAAAACCUAGCCAAUGGUAACAGACAGCAUUUUCAACAACAUUGGCAAUUUGAUGCAUUCCACCAACCACUUUGGGGGAGGGAAGAAGCCAACCAUAAUUUCAUGACUCCAGAACACUCACUUCUGAGUUAUGACUCGUCUGCUAAUUCAGCAUCUCUGCAGUCAAAUCAAUUGAAGAUGGAGCUCUGAGAACGUACAGAAGUUGUGGCACCGUUAGCUAUUAUUAGCCUAGUAGUGUAUAUAUCAAAUAUAGUGUUAGCAGUUAGCAGUGAUUUGAUCGGUUCAACAUUCAGCAAGGUUUCCAUGUCUUCUAUUUAUCAGAGGCAGUUAGAAACCAGAAUUUUCGUCUGCCAGAAAGGAAGAAGAAUUGGUGUGCUAUUCCUUAAUAUAAUUUCUAUUACUAUCUAUAUAUUCUAUACUAACUACAGGGGUCAUUCAGUCUAUAUCAAUUGAUUGAUUGAUUCAGAUUGUAAAAUCAUAGAACGGACUAUUAGUAAUUACUGAACUUUAAUAGGAGUGAGUUGCUUUGUUUCAUUUAAUGCUGCUAAGAUGAUUGGCUCUUUGUUAGAAUUUUGUUGACAAAUCUACUCUAAUUUUGAACUACUUGUGGUGAUUUUUUUUUUCUCCAACGUCUUUAAACUUUUCUCAUGUUGAUCAUAA
This is a messenger RNA of Arachis duranensis, 1913 nucleotides long. Its product is annotated as transcription factor bHLH48. The record is from RefSeq and is a predicted model, not a curated record. Gene Ontology annotation, biological process: regulation of DNA-templated transcription. Gene Ontology annotation, molecular function: DNA-binding transcription factor activity; protein dimerization activity. NCBI's taxonomy places the organism in Eukaryota, Viridiplantae, Streptophyta, Magnoliopsida, Fabales, Fabaceae. Gene Ontology annotation, cellular component: nucleus.